AAUAUAUAUUCGAAUCCAUGGAAAAUGUCGAUGCAGCAGUUAGAAAUCUCGAGAUAAAAUCAUUAUCCCAUUUCUCUGUUUAUCAAAAAGAUAAAUCAUUCGGAGUUGCUGGUGAAUUUUAAGUUAUAAUAAACACAUCGCAAGGUAUACAGUGUAAGGCUCGGUUUAUGGUUCAAAAUUCGAAAAAACUUGGUUGUCCAGCAAAAAUCAUAAUUCGUGACAUCGCCUUUUUCCCAGAUUUCAAAGUAAGCGAAUUUAUUUUUCCAUUACUCGUUUUGCCGUUUUAGUCUGACCAUUUUCUGCUCAUCUAUCUAACUACCACAGGAUGAAAACACUCCUGAAGAUGACGAAGUUAUGAUAACACAUGUGUCUGAGUGUGACACUCCUUUGCCGAAAAGAAGGAAGUUACUUUUCUCUAAAGAAGAAAGAAGCGCCAUUGUUAACAAACAAAUGUUAACUGACGAGUCAAUAAACAUCGCACAGAGUCUUUUGGUGUCACAAUUCCCAACCAUAGGAGGAUUUCAAGACACGGUUGUUGGGAAGACGCAAAGUUUUGACAUCGUGAAAUACGAAGAAAAUUACAUCCAGUUGCUUCAUGCUGGUUCUUUGCACUGGAUAUGCGUGGCAAAUGUCAACAACAGGUAUUGCCAAAUUUUUGAUAGCUUGACAAGUGGAAACGUUUCCGUAGAUGUUGCAAAUCAAAUCGCCGCCUUUUCUUACUGCCAAUCAGAAGAACUUGUUAUCGAUGUUAUGCCUGUUCAGCAACAGAAAAAUGGAGUUGACUGCGGCCUGUUUUCGAUUGCUUUUGCUACAUCAUUAGCAUUCGGUGAACACGCAUGCGAUAAGAUAUAUGGCAAUGAUUCUCUUCGUCCACACCUUCUGUCAUGUCUAGAUGCUGGUCAAAUGACUCCCUUUCCAAGUAAGCUACGUGCAAGAAAGAGAACUUUAAGGCCGAAAAAACAAAUUUGGUAGAAAUAUAUUGCGAUUGCCGUAUGCCAUACAAUACGGACGAUGAAAUGGUGGAAUGUUCAAAGUGCAUGGAGUGGUUUCACGAUAAAUGUGCAAACAUUGCAAAUGUCCAAGCUUUGUCACGAAGGAAAUGGUUUUGUAAAAAAU
Messenger RNA from Hydractinia symbiolongicarpus, 1116 nucleotides. RefSeq lists its product as uncharacterized. The transcript has a single exon. NCBI's taxonomy places the organism in Eukaryota, Metazoa, Cnidaria, Hydrozoa, Anthoathecata, Hydractiniidae. Gene Ontology annotation, molecular function: cysteine-type peptidase activity. The coding region runs from base 355 to 972 and encodes 205 amino acids. The record is from RefSeq and is a predicted model, not a curated record. Gene Ontology annotation, biological process: proteolysis.